GAACUAGGGCAAGCACAUGGCCAGGUUCUGUGUUUCCUGCCUGUGUCCAGCAUGUUGGCACUUCACUGUACCUUUAGUGAGUCUUUGUCCCCGUCAGCGCCUAGUACUAUUGGCCCUUUUUCUGGGAGCCAGUUUUGUGCUGCUUGCAGCCACUGCAAAUCUUUGGCAUUGGAGGGCUUUUGGCACUCAGGACAGGCAGUUUGAAAGGUACUUGGCACGGUUCCAGGACUUGGAGGCCACCGACACAGAGAAUGCGGCUCUGAAUUAUGGGGUGGUUGUUGACUGUGGGAGCAGCGGGUCCCGGGUCUUUGUGUAUUUUUGGCCACCACACAAUGGCAAUCCUCAUGAGUUGCUGGACAUCCGGCAGAUGCGCGAUCACAGCAGCCAGCCUGUUGUCAAGAAGAUCAAGCCAGGGAUCUCUACAGUAGCAACAACUCCAGACAAAGCCAGUGAUUAUAUGAGGCCGCUGCUCAGCUUUGCUGCUGCCCACAUACCCAGGACCAAGCACAAGGAGACCGUGUUAGUUAUUUUAUUUACUUUACAUUUACUUAUACAUAUUUGCAGGCAGCAGGCAGCGAUCCUGGAGGACUUGGUGAGGGACGUGCCCUUGGAAUUUGACUUCCUUUUCUCUGAGUCGCAUGCAGAAGUGAUCUCAGGGAAGCAAGAAGGUGUCUAUGCUUGGAUAGGCAUCAACUUUGUCCUGGGGCGAUUUGACCAUAAAGAAGAAGAAGAUGCACUGGUUUCGGUGACUCUUGCUGGCCAAGAAGAGCCUCUAUUGAGAAAGAGGACGGUUGGCAUCCUAGAUAUGGGAGGUGCUUCUCUACAAAUAGCAUAUGAGGUGCCUAGCUCUGCAGCCUUCUCUUCUCCACAGCAGGAGGAAGCUGGCAAGAGCCUUCUUGCGGAGUUCAACCUCGGCUGUGAUGCACAACACACAAAGCAUGUGUACCGGGUCUAUGUCAAUACCUUCCUGGGCUUUGGGGGCAACUUUGCUCGGCAACGCUAUGAAGAAUUGGUGCUGAAUCAGACCACCAUGCACAACAGGUUACAGGGUGAUCAGAGUGGGGCAGAUUCUAAGGUGCCAGUCUUGGAUCCUUGCCUGCCUGUAGGACUGGAGGAUUUUGUGGAGCAAGGGGGCCAGACCUUGCAUGUCAGGGGCCAGGGAGACUGGCAGACCUGUGCAGAGCGGCUGAUCCCACUGCUGGCUGGAGACAACAGCAACUGGACCUCACUAAGGAACACCUACCAAGCACCCAUUGAUUUUGCUAACAGUGAAUUCUAUGGGUUUUCUGAAUUCCACUACUGCACAGAAGAUGUGCUGCGUCUGGGAGGACAGUAUCAUGCACCCACCUUCACACGUGCUGCUCAGGAUUACUGCAGUCAGAGCUGGUCAUUACUAACACAGAGGUUCCAAGACAAGCUGUACUCAUCCCAUGCAGACCUGCAUCGUGUCAAGUACCAGUGCUUCAAGUCAGCCUGGAUGCACCAAGUCCUCCAUAAAGGGUUCAAUUUUCCUAUGGACUACUCCGGCCUGCGCACAGCUCAGUUAGUGUAUGACCGUGAGGUGCAGUGGACGCUGGGAGCCAUUCUUUAUAAGACCCGCUUCUUGCCACUCAGGGACAUCCGCCCCGAGGGCAUCCGUCCAGCACACAGUUCGUGGCUGCACCUUUCCUUUGUCUACAAUCACUACCUUUUCUUUGCAUGCAUUCUUGUGGUGAUGCUAGCGAUUGGACUCUACCUCCUCCGCCUGCGCCGCAUCCACCACCAGCAGCUCCACUCAGCAUCACUGGACCUGCUGUGGUUGGCAGAAGUGGGAUCACUGCCAGGCCAGGAACCUGGCAUUUGAUAACAGAACUACCUCUCAAAGACUGUUCAGUGGCUCUGGCUUUAACAAGCCCCGAAGCUGUGAUCAUUUAGUGUUUUAAACCAGAACUGUGGGGGGGCUCUAGGCUAAAACCAGGCCGUGUCUCCCUUGCCUCUUUGUUUGCAGGAGGAAAAAAAGCCCCACAGUCACAGUUUUAUCCUGUGCUAAAAGCCCCAGCCAGCACAGAAUAAAGAAAUUGCACAUACUAUGAAGCAGGGGGGAAAGAAGACAGCAGAUUGCUGUACUCACAGCAGAUCUGUAAGCGACCAAAGAGAACUUGAUUUACUCAGGAGAAAGAGAAGGAAGGACCUUGUGUUGGCAGGGUCUCAGUCCGAUUUUCAGGACCAAAUAUCUUCUCCAGUAUAGCACCUCUCUUAAGCAAAAAAUGGUGCUUGAACUCUGAGGCUAACCCUCUGUUCUCCUGAGUGUUAUUUUGAUACCUUUUAUAGGAAGACCAAGAGAAGAAGAGGACCACAAAGACCCUUUUUAGAAAAGGACUUAUCAUUUGCUGCUAUUUUCUGCCUCUUCUCCUACACAAGUGGGAGCCUAACCACCUCUUGUGCACAGGGAGAGUUUAGAUCUCUUUGGAAUCCUACAUUCCAUCUAAAUUAAGAAUGUUUGCAUCUGUUUUCUAGCUCAUCUUAAUUCCACCUUGAUUACUUCACCCAGUUCAACUUGUUUUAGUAAUACCUAGCCCUUAGAAUCAACUGUGGACUAGUUACGUAAUUUAUCUGUUUUAAAACUUGAACU
Gekko japonicus is the source of this 2611-nucleotide messenger RNA. RefSeq names its product ectonucleoside triphosphate diphosphohydrolase 7 (gene ENTPD7). Gene Ontology annotation, cellular component: membrane. The record is from RefSeq and is a predicted model, not a curated record. Gene Ontology annotation, molecular function: nucleoside diphosphate phosphatase activity. The transcript has 13 exons. The coding region runs from base 17 to 1843 and encodes 608 amino acids. Lineage: Eukaryota; Metazoa; Chordata; Lepidosauria; Squamata; Gekkonidae. Gene Ontology annotation, biological process: nucleoside diphosphate catabolic process.